Boleophthalmus pectinirostris (great blue-spotted mudskipper) is the source of this 6586-nucleotide messenger RNA. Its product is annotated as E3 ubiquitin-protein ligase RBBP6-like. Lineage: Eukaryota; Metazoa; Chordata; Actinopteri; Gobiiformes; Gobiidae. The record is from RefSeq and is a predicted model, not a curated record. Gene Ontology annotation, molecular function: zinc ion binding; ubiquitin protein ligase activity; nucleic acid binding. Gene Ontology annotation, cellular component: nucleus. The transcript has 20 exons. Gene Ontology annotation, biological process: mRNA processing; protein ubiquitination; ubiquitin-dependent protein catabolic process. Bases 858 to 5852 code for a protein of 1664 amino acids.
CCGUUUCCGCGCUGCGCCAUUUUGCUGUAGCAGGAGGAGAAGAGGAGGCUCAUGUCGUGUUCCAGUGGCUUUUGUGGAUUUAUAUUGAAGAAUUGACGGAAUAUUUAACGCCCGCUGGGCGUUCAUAACGUGGAAUUUAAGUGUGGACCGGUGAAGUUCCUCUUUUAAACCCCGGCCGUGGAUUUAUGAGACGAUUCCCCCAUCUUGUUUGUGUCGUCAUUGGUUUAGCAUUGUCAGGGUAUUAGCUUAGCCAUUAGCUUUUGUCCGGCCUGUGUCCUAAGCCUCUCUGUUCUGUGGCAUCUGACACAACAAAGGACACUGUUCGGAUAGACUUUUGUGUUUUGCGUAUUGUUUGGGUAAUUCGCGUUGCCUUUGGACUGAAUGAUCGUGGCUUUACGUAAGAACUGUGAGCAAAGGUGAACAUUCCCGCACAGACUGAAGUCCCGGCCUGCUGCUGGCCGCGCUGCGGUGUAGAGCACGCCGUGUCGGGGCAGUGUGCCAGGGACUUUUACUGAGGACUCAGCGCUACAUGUGCGUUUGCUCCAUGGACGUUUUUGGAUUUGGGCACUAAGCCUUUCACACUAUGGGACUGUAAAGACUGUUAGGGGCACAGGUGCCUCCCAUGGCGCACCGGCCUCUCUCGUCCACCCCUCUCCCUUGUUUUACUUAAGACUGUCAUCUGUGAGAUUCACCUUUUUACUUUAGAUAUUUCUGUCCAGUGUUUACAGAGAAGGGUUAUAACAUUAAACUAUUUUCCUUCUGUGUUCAGUACUCACCCUGUUUUAUUUGAUUAUCAAAGCAGCCCUGUGUUUCCCUUGUUCUUCCCUGAGUAGGUACAAGUGCGUCACAGCGUCACAAUGUCGUGUGUUCAUUAUAAGUUCUCUUCCAAACUGGAAUACAACACGGUCACCUUCGAUGGGCUCCACAUCACGCUCAGUGAGCUCAAGAGGCAGAUCAUGAUCCGUGAGAAGCUCAAGGCCACAGACUGCGACCUGCAGAUCACCAACGCGCAGACGCGAGAAGAAUACACAGAUGAAGAAGCCCAUAUACCCAAACAUUCUUCGGUCAUCGUUCGGAGGACUCCUAUUGGUGGAGUGAAGCCUGCUGGCAGGACGUUCAUUGUGGAGCGUUCUGACACAGCAGUGGUUGGAUCAUCUAGACCCACUGAUUCUUCUCCUCAAUUGACCCUUGCCCAACUUUCCAAGACUGCAAACCUGGUUGAUGCAAAUGCAUCAGAAGAAGACAAGAUUAAAGCCAUGAUGACUCAGUCAAACCAUGAAUAUGACCCAAUACAUUACUCAAAGAAGGCACUUGGGCCUCCACCUGCUCAUUACACCUGUUUCCGCUGUGGAAAGACAGGCCACUACAAUCGCCAGUGUCCUAUGAUUUCGGUCCAAGAUAAAAAUGUGGAGCUGCCCAAGCCAGUCCGGACCAGUAAGGGCAUACCUCAGAGCUUCAUGGUCAAAGCUGAGCCAGGGGCCAAAGGAGCCAUGCUGACCAGUACUGGGGAAUAUGCAAUACCUGCUAUUGAUGCGGAGGCAUAUGCACAAGGCAAGAAAGAGAGACCUCCGUUUGUCCCACAUGAUCAGUCAUCUUCUGACGAUGAUACAGACCCAAUCCCAGAUGAACUGCUGUGUCCCAUCUGCAACGACCUCAUGACUGAUGCUGUGGUUAUACCCUGCUGUGGAAACAGCUACUGUGAUGACUGUAUCAGAACAGCGCUGCUAGACUCAGAAGAGCAUAUCUGCUACUCCUGCAAGCAGUCUGAUGUUUCUCCUGAUAACCUGAUUGCUAACAAGUUUCUCCGACAGGCUGUGAACAACUUCAAAAAUGAGACUGGCUACACUAAACGGAUACGCAAGCCGAUCCAGCACUCUGCUCCACCCCCACCUCGUCUUCAGCUGCUCCGGUCUCUGCGCUCCAGACAGCAGGACCCUCUGAUGCCCCAGCCCCCACCACAGCCUCCAGUACAACCUCCUGUACAGCCCCCAGUACUGCCCCCAGUACUGCCCCCUGCUGUCAGCGCCCCAGCAAUAGUCCCUGAAACCCCGAGCGCUCCAUCUGUGCCUGCUGCUGCUGCUGUUGCUGCUGCUGCUACAGCUACAGCUACAGUCACCACAGCUCCCACAUCGGUCCCAACUCCACCACGUGUAGUCUCUACUGAAGCUCAAGAGGCAGUCCACUCUCCAGCCCCCGUCAUAGAUCACCACUCCCCUAUGCACACGCCAAGCCAUGGAGAACCACCUCCUCCUGGGGAAUCUGACCCAGAGCCUAUCGUGCGAAAACCUGAACCCGCAGGACAUGCUGAAAAUGCUGUACAGCAUGAUUCUUCUGGCAGCCAUUUAACAGUUAUCGGCCACCCUCCUCCCCCUCACAGAUCUUCUCACCCAGCAGGACACUCAAGGCCCCACCAUUCACAAAGAGGAGGGACUAGAUCGUGGGACAGGUCUUACAGGAACAGGGAGCAUAACUCUGCCCAUGUCCAAACAGCGCCCCCUCCUCCUCCUGUGGUACCGGUGUACGCAGCCCCAGCACUGUUCCCCCCUCCACCACAGGCCUACCCCCCUCCCUACAGCACUGGGCCUGGCCUCAUACCUCCCCCUACCCUGGGCUACCAGCCUCCCCCAGUCUAUGUGCCACCCCCUCCAGGCUUAAACCCUGCCUGGUUACCUCCGGGGGCUCAACCUCCUCUCAUGGCCAUGCCCCCCUCUCUCUCUCAGCCCCCACUAUCUAAAGAGGAUUUCUACAGACAGCGCCACCAUCGUCAAGACAAAGUGACCUCCAAACUGGAUGAGUUUACUAAAGACUUCCAUAAAGAGCUUAUGAAGUACAGGGGCGCACCGAAGAGACCCAGACGAUCCUACUCCAGGUCCCGCUCAUACAGCCGCUCCCCUUUCAGCCGCUCUCCGUACAGCCGCUCCAGGUCACGCUCCCGCUCCUUCUCGUACUCGCCCAGCCGCUCCCGGUCACGCUCCCCCUCCCACGGACACUCUUACUCCAAGCGCAACGGGCGCAGCUACGGCCGCUCCAGGUCCCGCUCCAGGUCCCGCUCCUACGGGUACAGGCGUUCGGGCUCUCCCCGCACCCCUCCCUCGUACAGAGGCGGGGGCUGGGACACGGCUGAACACGGCGGGCCCUAUCGAUCACACUCGCGCUCUCCGGGGGGCUACAGAGGCCACAGCCCAGGAGCACGCAAACACCAUCACAGAGACAUGCCCCCCUAUGACAUGAAAGGAGCCAGUCCAGGUGACCACUGGGACAGUCAGAGCUACAGGCAGUGGGAGAAAGACUAUCAUGACUGGUAUGGCAAAUACUAUAAGGACUACAAAGAGUACAAAGACUACAAGGAGUAUGACGAACAUUCACCCAGGUACCACAGAGGAAGAGGUAGUAGGGACAGAGACAGGGACAGAGAUCGGAUGUCUCCUUUAUCUCGAGAUUACUCCCCGCACACAAAAGCACGAAAAGGUACGCACCAUACAGCCUCAUCCACUGCAGGAACCAAGUCCAGCAAAGUCGUAAAAGUAAAAAAAAUCAAAAGGAAGAGGACAGGGGAGGAAGCUGAAAUGGCUGAUCAGGCUGUUGACAGAGGAGACGCAACACCUGUCCGGGAUGAGCCCAUGGAUGACCUCCCCAUCACUAAAACCCCUCCUCUUUCUUCAAAAUCUGCUAUUAUUACAAAUAAACCCUCUUCUAAAUGCCCUGCUGUUUCAGGAAAAGCCCCGUCCAAAUCGCUAGUGAAGACUGACAAAGCCAAAAAAGAGAAGGUCAUUAAGGCUAAAGUCAAAGUCAAACCAGACGGUACUAAAGUGAAAAAGAAGCCAGGUGAAGGUGUUGUCAAAAAGAAAGAACCAUCAUCUGCAACAGGAAAGCCAUUGAAGACUAAGCUCAAAACUGAAGAUGGUGCUAAUUCAGCUACACCAAAAAAGGAUAAGGCAAGAAGUACCAUUUCAAAGCAAGUGCUGCCUAAAACCCCACCACAGUCUUUGCUAGAGCAACCUGCAAAUGACACUUAUCUGCAUGAAAGCCAUAGACUGAGCCACGAUGUUCGCAAUAGAAGAGACGUGCCCCAAAGGGAAGGUCUGCUCCCAUACCCAGUCCACCACAGACCCCCGUCCCCCAUGGACAGGGGCAGACGGGUGGUGGAAGAGACUCACUCCUUGCUUGGGCCCCCUCCAGGGAAGUUGAGGCGCAUAGAAGGACCAGGACUGAGCAGAGAGCAUACUCCACACUCUCAUGUGCCCCACCAGCCUGCGCUCCAGCGGGUGGUGUCCCCUUCAGACAGACCUCUGUCUGUGACAGUGAGUCGGGAGCCCAGUCGGGAGGAGAGAGAGCGAAGCCAUAGGCCCUUUAUGGACCUCAAGAUCCAAGUGAAUCCCACCAGGAGGAUAAAGUUGAACAGAGAAGUGACCAGAAGAGGCAGUGCUGACACUCCCCCCUCUGGCCCAGAAAAGAGCAACUUUUCCUCUAGUGUUCCACCACCAGGAGACAGACACAGCCCAGAGCCCAGCCUGCGGAGAGAGAUGUCUCCUUUAGCUGAAAGAAGAGCUGGACAUGGCAGUGCUGGGGACACAGGGUCAGAGAGGGGUCGCGACAGAGGACUAGGCCUGGACCGGGACAGAGACAGAGGGCAUGAGCGGGCCAGGGACAGGAGCAGCCAGAGAACCAACCAGAGGGAGAGUGAGGAACAACGCCCUACGAGGAGUGAGCAGAAGACUGAGCAGAAGAACUCUGGUGGAGGGAGGUCUGUGUCUCUGGACAAAAUGACCAUCGCAGAGAAGUCGGCCAAAAAACAGACAGACCACCCAGACAAGCCCAGUGCGGUGCACAAGGACAGGGAGCACAAAUCAGACAGGAGUGUUUCCAAGGACAGAACAGACAGAACAGUGUCCUCAGGAGAGAAGCCAGCUGCUGCUCAAAGAGAAGCUAAAGACAGCCAGGAGCCUCCUGCUAAGACCAGACCCAGAAUCAGCCGCAAGAUCCUCACCUCGCACAGCGGGGCAUCUGCUAGGUCAUCACAAGAGUCCAAACGCAACCCAGACAGACAGCAGAGACAUACAUCGUCCAAACCUGUGGAGCCGCAGCCCCCUGAGGAGCAGCAGCAUCAUAGCCCCAGUGCUAGCCCCGCCCCCAGCCCACCUCGAGUGGAAAAUCCCCUCAUCCAGGCCCCUCCCCGCUCCAAGUGGGAAGAUGAUGAGGAGAGCCAGGACAAUGAACCAAAUGCUCCUCAAGAACCUUCACCAGAGUCCCAGAGGAGCACGGAAAGGGAGGGCCAACUCAGAGCUCCUAAACCAGCGAAAGCUAAAGAUGACAAGAAGCCUAGACCAAAAAAAGAGGAGGGCAAAGUGUUGAAGAACGCUGAGAAAACUAUAAAAGUUAAAGUGAUUAGAGAAGAGGUAAAAGUGGCUAAAGACGAAGCUCGGGCGGUUGAAAACAAACAUGGCGGCUCAGAACCCAGAGCGCCGGAGCCCAGAAGACAGCGCUUAUGUUCAGACCUGACCCGGGAAACGGACGAGGCCGCGUUUGUCCCAGACUACAGCGAGGGCGAGGGGUCAGAAGCAGAGAGGGGGAGGAGCUGUAGUCCCAGCCAGUCCCUCAGCCAGCCCUCAAGAAGCCCCUCCCCGAGCAACAACGAGAACUCUGUUGGCGGGGACAAGAAGAAGAAGAAACAUAAAAAGCAAAAGAAACACAAGAAGCACAAAGAGAAGGACAAGGAACACAAGGAGCACAAACACAAACACAAGAAGAAGAAACGCAAGAAGAGCAAGGACCAGGAAAUGGACGACAAACAAGAGAGGGACCAGGGACAGGAGGACGAGGAGGAGGAGGCAGAGGCCAAGCAGGGACCGUAAUCAGUCUCUCUGCUGUCCAGUCCACAGGAGGAGGGAAACAAAGGCCAAGGUUCUCUGUGCAGCGCUUGAUAGGAACUGCUGUCCUGUUUGGGACACGUUCUGCUGCUCGGUCCUCUCUUCCAUCAUUGCAUCAUUGCGCCGCACUUUGUCCUUCUGAUGAUCAAUGGACAUGACUUGAUAAUUACCCAUUAUGUGAUGAGAGAAAGAACAUCUCAGGGAUUGUGUCUUUUUCAAGGAGAGAUUGUUUUUCGUUUUUUUUUGGUUUCCGUCGACUUCAUUUGUAAAUAAAGAGAAAUGUUUCUCUACAUUUUUUAUAGCCAUAACCCUGAGUGUGCCCUCCACCGCUCAAAGUAGCCUUGGUGAGCUUGUGUUCUUUCUAGCUGCUUCGCAUGUUUUGGCACAUCAAGGUUAAAUCAUUUGUGUUAAUACAUUUUCGUCUAAUACUGAACGAAAGCUGAAGAAAUCCUUUGCUUAUUGUAAAUUGUAUGUAUUUUGCAAACCUGUAGAUAAUUGUAAAGUGAAUAUGCUGAAACAUGAGCGCGCCAGUAUCUGCAGUUGUUCAUUUUGGGACUACACUGGACUGUUGAGUUGAUUCUGUAUGAAUUUGAGGCUGCAUGAUUUGGUUCCAGCGCAGAGCCGGUGUAUCACAUUGUGCGUGAGUGACUGUACAGUUAUGUCUGUGCGAGAGUAACAAAUUAGUUCUUUUUUUAAUUAAAAUGUUUUGACCUCGUAAA